Molecule: messenger RNA, 1410 nt
Organism: Adineta steineri
Lineage: Eukaryota; Metazoa; Rotifera; Eurotatoria; Adinetida; Adinetidae
Source: the annotation of a GenBank genome assembly
AUGAGUAGCAAAUAUCAUAUGUUAGAUAAAUCUCACGGGCAUGUUAAACCAACUACUACAAUUACAAAAAAAAUUAAAAUAUGUAUUUUACAUUUAUUAAAAGGUUUAUUAAAUUCUCCGGUCACUUUUUUCAAAUCGUCUUGUUCCAUCAUAUAUGUUGCUCUUUUCAUCAUUGUUCUAUUAAUAUUAAAUGGUCAACCAAAAAGUAUCUUUCCACCCAAGGCACAUAUUCCAUGGCUAACUAAUGUUCAUCAUGUUCAACCACUCGAAUGUAUUGCAGAUAUGAAUCAACCUGGAUGGCCACGUCCUGUACUAUCCAAUGAUAAGUCAGAUAUGAAUUUAACUGUUGUUACUGUUUCAGCACGACCAGAAUUUAAACGUUUACCAGUAACAAUGGCUGCGUUAUUAUCUCAUCUUGAUUCUCGACGUAUUACUGAAGUUAUGUUUCUUGUUCCACCACAAGAUGUUCAUCUUUUACAACCAUAUUUUUCAUCUGAACAAGUAAAAUCUUGGCCAUGGAGAGUAUCAGUUAUAUCUGAUAAUAUACUUUUAAAACAUAUUCAUACUACUUCUUAUCGUUUACAAAUGAUGUUUAAAUUAUUUGUUGCACAGAUAGUAAAAACAGAACAUUAUCUAAUACUUGAUUCAGAUUGUGUAGCUGUAUGGCCAAUACAUGUUGAACAAUUAUUACAUCAAAAUAAGAAUUCAUCAUUAUAUCAAGCUAUCAAUCAUGCUGAAGGUAGAUCAAGCCAUGAAAAAUGGUGGUCAGAAAGUGAACGAUUAUUGCAAAUUAAAUUAGAAUCAUGUGUGUCGUAUGAUAAAUCCGAUACAGAUAUACCAACAAUAGGUGUUACACCAAGUAUUUUAUCACGUACAAUUGCAUUACGAACAUUAUGUCGAUUACAAAAACUCUAUGGUGAUGAAAUUUUUUUAAAUAAAAUGGCUAAUUGGGCACUUUGGCGAGAAAUCUUUGGAUAUAUGUGGACGGAAUAUACACUUUAUUUUUUAACAGGACGUUGCACAAAAAUAUUUGAUACAUAUCAUACUGAUAAUAGUGCAUUAUCAUCUUCAAAUUCGAUAGCAAGAGUGGAAUUAACUGGUUUUAGUAUAUGGUCACAUCUAGAUUGGACAGUGAAAAAUCAAAAUAAAUUAAUUGAAUCUAUCCAUAAUGGAUUAAGAUGGCGUCAAAAAGAAACUGAUGAAGCCAAUGGUCAAGCGAUUACUGAUAAAUCAACCAGUAUGCAUAAUUUAUUUGCUGUUCUUCAAGGAAGACAUAAUGUUGAUCCAAAACUAUAUCAUCAGUACUUUUAUCCAUUAUAUAUCAAAUAUUUACAACAACAAAAACAAUCUGAUAAAUUAAUACUAAUACUUAAUAAUAUGACUCGAAAGCUUGCAAUUAAUAAGCAUUAA